Messenger RNA from Solanum tuberosum (potato), 399 nucleotides. RefSeq lists its product as uncharacterized. Gene Ontology annotation, molecular function: zinc ion binding; nucleic acid binding. Lineage: Eukaryota; Viridiplantae; Streptophyta; Magnoliopsida; Solanales; Solanaceae. The transcript is spliced from 3 exons. The record is from RefSeq and is a predicted model, not a curated record. The coding region runs from base 1 to 399 and encodes 132 amino acids.
AUGGCGCCUGCUAGAGAUGGGGAUAGUCAGGGAGUCGCACCUUCAGCGGGAAGUAGGCCAUCUUUUGAUCGUACAUGUUACAAUUGUGGUGAACCUGGGCACAUGAGGAGAGAUUGUCCCCACCAACAUGUGUUAUAUUUUGUGCAGCAGCAGUCUAGAGCAGUGGUACCCGCGAUGAAUGUUAAUAAUGGUCGAGGGCAUCCACAAAGUGGGCGAGGAGGUAAUCAGCGAUGCCGUGAAGGUAGAGGAAAUGGUAAUGCAAGUAGGGGUAACAUGCAAUCAGGCAGGGAAGUAGCUCGUCAAGAUGAUAAGGCUCAGUGUUAUGCCUUUCCGGGAAAAAAUAAGGCAGAUGCGUCUGACGCAGUAGUGAAUGUGGAUGGAGUUACUCAAGGAUUAUGA